Priceomyces carsonii is the source of this 1263-nucleotide messenger RNA. It is a transcript of the gene PDX1, whose product is annotated as Pdx1p. The record is from RefSeq and is a predicted model, not a curated record. Gene Ontology annotation, molecular function: dihydrolipoyllysine-residue acetyltransferase activity. The transcript has a single exon. Lineage: Eukaryota; Fungi; Ascomycota; Pichiomycetes; Serinales; Debaryomycetaceae. Gene Ontology annotation, biological process: pyruvate decarboxylation to acetyl-CoA. The coding region runs from base 1 to 1263 and encodes 420 amino acids.
AUGCUUAGGGCCGGUAAAUUGGCACAUAAGCUCAAUAGAGGCUUACCCUUGGUGAUAAGAUGUGGUUUUCAUCAGACGGCAAUUCCUUUGGCUGCCUCAGUCUUCAGAAUGCCAGCUAUGUCACCCACCAUGACAGAGGGAGGAGUUGUAUCAUGGAAGUACAAGCCAGGCGAGAAAUUCUCUGGUGGCGAUGUUUUAUUAGAGGUAGAAACCGACAAGGCUACAAUUGAUGUUGAGGCCCAAGAUGAUGGCAUUUUAUGGGAAAUAUUGGUUAACGAAGGCAGCUCAGAAAUUCCAGUAGGACAGCCCAUCGCUUUCUUGGCUGAGCAAGGGGAUGAUUUGAAUACCUUAGAGAAGCCACCAUUAGAUGAUGCGAAGGAUGUACCGAAAAAGAAGGAAGCGUCGUACGAAGGACCCUCAGAAGGACCGCCCAAGAAGGAAACAACAUCUGCAUCGAAGGACAAUAAUUCAAGCGAUCAGAAACCUUUGUCAGGACUGUCAGAUAUAUUUCAAAAGGCGAAUCCUAAUCAAAAAUUUUCUCCUUCGGUGGAAAUAUUAUUGCAUGAAAAUGGUUUAUCUAGAGAAGAUGCGAUUUCAAAGAUACAAGCAUCAGGUCCAAAUGGGAGAAUCUUGAGGGGUGACGUUUUAGCUUAUUUGCAUGAUAUUGAUAUAUCUUCAGUCGAAAAAAUAGCAAAGUUCGUGAAAUCUAGACAACAUUUGGAUUUGUCUAAUAUAGUUUUAGCCGAGAAAAAAGAUCAGAAGCAAGCUGAGAGAACCCCUGAACAGCGUAAUGUCCCUAAGAAUAUUGUCUCCGUUGAGUUGAUCUCUGUUUUGGGUGAAGAUGUUCCCAAUGAAAAGUUUAAAUAUGCUUUUGAAAGAUCUAUUGAAUCGUCCAUCAGAACAACUUAUGCUAUGCGGUACCCUGAGUUCGCACGUUCUCCAACCGCGUCGUCAACUGAAAAGGAUCCUUUUGAUGAUAUAAUUGAUCCAUUGGUAACUCAAUCCAGAUUUCUGGUAUUCGAUAUAAAAUAUAAUUUUUCUGGUGGUUCACCUGCUGCCCUACAAAGUAAGAAAGGUGAUGCUUUUGAUGAAAUUUUGGGUAUUUCUCAAUCUCAAGCUACUGCUUCGGAGGUCGCAAGUAAAGUUAAAGUCGAAUUCAAAAUCAAGUUUGACGAAAAAUUAUCAGAUGCUAAAAAGUUUGUAGAUCUCUUCGAAGAGUCUUUAAUUUCACAGACACCUACAAACGAGAUAAAGAUUUCAUGA